UCUCAUUUUAUCAGCCUAAAAACUCCUUUGAAAUGACCAUCAAAAAUUCAGGGAUCAAGCGUCCGCCAUUUUUACUUGGUAGCCUGGCGAUAUGUUCUAGUGUUUACAAAAUGGCGGACAAAGGUGAAUGGGUGUCUUUCGAUGAAGACGAAAAACAAGCUGAAACCCUUCCGCCGUUGAUUAAAAAACCCGAUAAACAACCAGAGUUUUUAAGCUCGGAAGCUUACAUAUCAGUAUUAGAGAGUAAAUUGAAAAAAGUCAAAGGACAAGAUCCAUCAAAACUAACAUCCAAAGAUCUCCUGGAGAGUGUGCGUCAAGCAAGAGAAAGUCAUCUAGAAAGACUAGUUAUGAACAAUGAUGAUCAACUAUUUCAUGACUUCAUACCAGAAGAUACAGAUGCUGUAAAUGGGGUUCAUUGUAUGAAUUUAUACACAAGAAUGUUUCCUAAACAACCUAUAAAURCAAAGGAAUUAGAACAUCUUGUCGCUGACAAUGAAGAUGAAAAGAGUUGACAUUCCAUUUUGUAAUAGCUCAGURAGAGCUCUAAACAGUCGUUUUUGGUUCCAUUAUUCACAGCCAAACACCAGAGAGAACUAGCAAGCAUGCCCUUUUCUCARAUUCUGGUUCAUAGUUGAUUUCCAAAAGGACCCAAAUAGUGCCAAUUAUUGAGCAACUAUAAUUUAUGUCAUAGUCCAGUAAUGUACAUUUAUAUGGGUAUAGGUAGUUAUAAUAAUUAUGACUAGACCAAUAAAAUAUCAGAGAGAUUGUUCAA
Molecule: messenger RNA, 772 nt
Organism: Exaiptasia diaphana
Lineage: Eukaryota; Metazoa; Cnidaria; Anthozoa; Actiniaria; Aiptasiidae
Exons: 2
Coding region: 33-512 (159 amino acids)
Biological process (GO): cilium organization
Source: RefSeq, a predicted model, not a curated record